Molecule: messenger RNA, 3879 nt
Organism: Salvia splendens (bonfire salvia)
Lineage: Eukaryota; Viridiplantae; Streptophyta; Magnoliopsida; Lamiales; Lamiaceae
Product: probable LRR receptor-like serine/threonine-protein kinase At4g36180
Exons: 1
Coding region: 154-3549 (1131 amino acids)
Biological process (GO): protein phosphorylation
Molecular function (GO): receptor serine/threonine kinase binding; ATP binding; protein kinase activity
Source: RefSeq, a predicted model, not a curated record
UAGACUGAACUCACUCUCACUCAAGUAGGGGGGAAAAAACUUUAAUCCACAUUCCACCAUCUCUCUCUCCGGCGGCCGCUGCUUCAAAAUACAUGGCCUUAACUGCUAACAUACAUUCUUGAAAUCCAACCUCUUCCUCCUCCACCACCUCCAAUGCCUACGCCUACUCGUUCUCUCCUCGCCGUUGCGCUCUGCGCCUUUCUAACGGCUACCUUAACAUGCGCCGGCCUCGUCUCCGAGAUCGAAGCGUUACUCUCCUUCAAGUCCAAUCUCCACGAUCCACGUGGCGCAUUGGCCAACUGGAACGCCUCCACCCCCUCCGCCCCCUGCGAUUGGCGUGGCAUUCGAUGCUCCUCCGCCACCGUCGUCAUCGAGCUCCGCCUCCCGCGCCUCCACCUCUCCGGCACCCUCACUCCCCGCCUCUCCAACCUCGCACACCUCCAGACGCUCAGCCUCCACUCCAACAAUCUCAACGGCUCUAUCCCUCCCACCCUCUCCCACUGCUCCCUCCUCCGCGCCCUCUACUUGCAGCAAAAUUCCCUCUCCGGCGACUUUCCCCCUGACUUCUUCACCAACCUCACUCAUCUCGGCGUUUUGAACCUCUCACAGAAUCUCUUCUCCGGCCAAAUCUCCGACCACAUUGCGGCGAGUAUUCGCGUGCUGGACCUCUCCUCCAACUCCUUCUCUGGUCCAAUUCCGUCCAACUUCUCCGCCGCUCACCACCUCCAGCUCAUCGAUUUGUCACACAACCGUUUCUCCGGCGAGAUAGCACCAGCCAUUGGCGCGCUGCAGAGCCUCCAGUAUCUCUGGAUCGACGCCAAUUACGUCUACGGAACAAUUCCCUCGGCGAUAUCGAACUGCUCGUCGCUCAUCCACAUCAGCGCCGGUGAUAAUAUGAUUUCCGGCGUGGUUCCGGCCACGAUUGGCGCGCUUCAGAAUCUCCAGGUCAUCUCGCUGCCACGUAAUCACCUAACCGGCGUCAUUUCACAAUCAUUGCUCUGCAACAUUUCAGUAUCGAAUGCCGCCAUUCGGAUUGUGGAUUUGAGUUUUAAUUCGCUCACGGGUAUUGGGAUUAACGAUGGAAAAAAUUGCCACAGUGUUCUCCAAGUUUUAGAUCUUAACGAGAAUCAGAUAGCUGGAACAUUUCCUGAUCUUCUAAUGAGUUUCUCUAUGUUAAGGUCGCUUGAUGUUUCUGGAAAUUUGAUCUCCGGGCUAUUGCCGGAAAAUUUUGGGGAUUUGGUGAAUUUGGAGGAGUUUCGAGUUGGGAACAACUCGUUAACUGGUGGAAUUCCUGAGAGUGUGGCCAAAUGUGGGGUUCUUAGAGUGCUUGAUCUUGGGAAAAAUCGUUUUUCGGGUUCAAUACCCGAGUUUUUGGGGGAAAUGAGGAGCUUAACGACGUUGAUUCUCGGUGGGAAUGCGUUUACUGGUGCAGUUCCCUCGAGCAUAGGCAGUCUUGAGUCUUUACAGGUUUUGGACUUGAGUGAUAAUGUGUUGAGUGGAACUGUACCUGCAGAGUUGAUGAGCCUUGCCAAUUUGACCAUCCUAAAUCUGAGCUUUAACAGAUUUUCCAGUCAGGUGUUUAUGAAUAUUGGGGAAUUGAAAGGAUUAGAAGUUCUGAAUAUGAGUGGCUGUGAGCUUUCAGGAGUGAUCCCUUCUAGCAUUGGGAAUCUUUUGAAGCUCAAGUCUCUCGAUUUGAGCAAGCAAAACUUGUCGGGGGAGUUGCCGUUCGAGCUUUUCGGGUCACCAAGGCUGCAAGUUGUGGCUUUGGAGGAGAAUUCAUUCUCUGGAAAUGUGCCUGAAGGUUUCAGCAGCCUGUCUGGUUUGCAGAAACUUAAUCUUUCAGAGAAUGCUUUCUCUGCUGAGAUUCCAGCUAGUUAUGGAUUUCUUAGAUCAUUGAAUGCUCUUUCACUGUCUGGUAAUCGAGUAAGUGGUGUGAUUCCGGUGGAGUUGAGCAACUGUACUGGUCUUGAAGUUUUAGAGCUGAGAGGGAAUGGUCUAACUGGCCAAAUUCCUGCUGAUUUCUCAAGGUUGUCUCAUUUAAAGAGGCUAGACUUGGGCCGGAACAACUUAACUGGCACGAUCCCAGCAAGCAUUUCCAACUGCUCUUCUUUGGAAGUUUUGUUGCUGGAUUCGAAUCAAGUCUCAGGCGGCCUUCCAGAGGCGUUAUCCAAGUUACCGAUAUUAAAAGAAUUGGAUGUCUCCUCGAAUAAUCUGACUGGUGUUGUUCCUGCAAGCCUUUCCACCAUAUCUGCUUUACAGAGAUUGAAUUUGUCUGCCAAUGGUUUUGAGGGUGAGAUCCCACCUGCUUUGGCUGCGCGGUUCAGUGAUCCUUCUGUGUUCGCUAUGAAUAAGGAUUUAUGCGGGGAGCCACUGGGGAGGAAGUGCGAAAGAGAGAUCGAACGCAAGAGGAAGAAGUUGAUUCUUUUCAUUGUUGUGGUUUCAGUUGGGAGUUUGAUGCUUCUACUGUGUUGCUGUGCGUAUGUGUACAGUCUUCUUAGGUGGCGGAAGAAGCUGCGAGCCGGGGCAGAAGGGGUGAAGAAACGAAGCCCCAGUCCCGGCUCACAGGCUCGUGGAAGUGAGGAGAAUGGGCAGCCAAAGCUUAUUAUGUUCAACAACAUGAUUACAUAUGCAGAAACUGUGGAAGCAACCAGGCAGUAUGAUGAGGAGAAUGUGUUAAGCAGGGGCAAAUAUGGGCUACUGUUUAAAGCCACCUAUGCUGAUGGUAUGGUGCUUGCAAUCCGACGCCUCGCGGACACAUCAAUCGACGAGAGCACGUUCCGAAAGGAAGCCGAGUCUCUGGGCAAAGUUAAGCAUCGCAACCUGACUGUCCUCCGUGGCUACUAUGCUGGGCCACCUCCUGACAUGCGGUUUCUUGUAUACGACUACAUGCCUAAUGGAAAUCUCACGACGCUGCUUCAAGAGGCGUCGCACCAAGAAGGCCACGUCCUGAACUGGCCAAUGCGCCACCUGAUCGCACUAGGCAUAGCUCGAGGUCUAGCGUUUCUGCACUCGGUCUCAAUCAUCCAUGGCGAUGUGAAGCCACAGAACGUGCUCUUUGAUGCUGAUUUCGAAGCCCAUCUUUCGGAUUUCGGGUUGGAUAAAGUGACGAUCGCUACCACAUCAGCUGAGGCUUCUACAUCCGCGAGCCCCGUUGGAACUCUUGGCUAUGUAGCACCGGAAGCUACAUUGACAGGGAAGCCAUCUAAAGAAGCGGAUGUGUACAGUUUCGGGAUCGUGGUGCUGGAGAUUCUAACUGGUAAGAAGCCUGUGAUGUUCACAGAAGAUGAGGACAUUGUGAAAUGGGUGAAGAGGCAGCUGCAAAGAGGCCAAGUUUCUGAGCUGCUUGAGCCCGGUUUGGUUGAGCUCGACCCGGAGUCAUCAGAGUGGGAAGAGUUCUUGCUGGGGGUCAAAGUUGGAUUGCUCUGCACAAUGCCAGACCCUCUCGAAAGGCCUUCUAUGAACGAUGUCGUUUUCAUGCUCGAAGGCUGCCGGUUAGGCCCCGAAAUUCCCUCCUCAGCUGAUCCCACCACAAUGCCUUCGCCUAGCUGAAAAGAUUCCAUGGCCUAGAACUCAUUUAUUGUUGUAUUCUUUCAUGUUUGAGAGAACUUGGUGUAGUAUGUUUGAUUUGUUUUUCAUCUAGUAUUUUUUACAUUUUUUUUGUCAAUUGUCAAUCUUGUUGUAGGAUGCAAGAAUAUACUUGCACUAGAUUAUGAAGCUUAUUCAUCCUUGUUGUGAUUUCUAGUCUAGAGAGAAAUGCACAUUUAUUGUAGUACUGCAAUUUAUUUUAGUGUAUCAAUUAUGAAUAAAGGUGACCGUGAUUCUGAAACGUGCAGAAAAAAGAGGGCCAGAUUCCUGCAGAAAGAAUCGUGUUAUGUUGCA